CUGUACGGGGGCAGAGUAUCCAAGGCCAGCCCACACACCGAGGCUUACGGCAUCACCGAUGAGGCAGUCAGCCUGAUGGGGCUGGCUCGGGCAUUGACCGAUGAUGACAAGGUGAAAAACAUCCUGCGGGAUCUGCAGCGCGAGUUGUUCACCGUGGCCGCCGAACUGGCCACUGACCCAUCCAAAUACGACCUGUUCCACCAGCACUUCACGCCGGUUACCGAGGCGAUGGUGGACAAACUGGAAGAGAUAAUCGACGAGCUGGAAACCCACUUCCAGAUGCCCCAAGUAUUUAUUCUCCCCGGUGGAACUCCGUCGUCGUCCGCCAUGGAUUCGGCCCGCACCGUCAUACGUACCGCCGAACGCAGGGUGGUAAGCCUCUCCGAGGUCGGCGGAUUGACCAACAACCUGAUCCUGGCCUAUCUGAACCGGCUGGGCGACCUGCUGUUCGUGCUGGCUCGCUACCAUGAUCGGGAUAUUCCCAUCGAACGCGCCACCGGCGAACGUGUCUGA
Messenger RNA from Geodia barretti, 513 nucleotides. The record is from the annotation of a GenBank genome assembly. NCBI's taxonomy places the organism in Eukaryota, Metazoa, Porifera, Demospongiae, Tetractinellida, Geodiidae.